Messenger RNA from Chanos chanos (milkfish), 2595 nucleotides. RefSeq names its product neuroligin 3a (gene nlgn3a). The record is from RefSeq and is a predicted model, not a curated record. The transcript has 7 exons. Lineage: Eukaryota; Metazoa; Chordata; Actinopteri; Gonorynchiformes; Chanidae. Gene Ontology annotation, cellular component: membrane. Bases 34 to 2595 code for a protein of 853 amino acids. Gene Ontology annotation, molecular function: neurexin family protein binding.
GGAGUCUUGCGGUAGCAGCCGUCCUCUCAGACCAUGUGGUUUAUGUCCAGAAGAAACCGACUUUUCACGUACCACCAGGACUGCUGCGGUGCCCAGGCGUGCGCCAGUCUGUGGAUAUUGAUUUUUUGUUGGUGCUCGGCAUUCGUGAGGGGACAAAACUACCACCCCACGGUAAACACGCAGUACGGGAAACUACGGGGAGUCCGGGUCCCGCUGCCCAGCGAGAUCCUGGGGCCCGUAGACCAAUAUUUGGGCGUUCCGUACGCCGCCCCCCCAGUGGGGGAAAAACGGUUUCUGCCUCCUGAGCCUCCUUCCUCUUGGUCUGGGAUCAAGAACGCCACUCACUUUGCUCCCGUGUGUCCUCAAAACAUUCACAAUGCUGUGCCAGAAAUCAUGAUGCCAAUAUGGUUCACCUUUAACCUGGAUAUAGUUGCCACAUACAUACAGGAUCAAAACGAGGAUUGUUUGUAUUUAAACAUCUAUGUCCCAACCGAGGAUGUCAAAAGAAUAUCCAAGGAAUGUGCCAGGAAACCCAACAAGAAAAUAUGUAGGAAAGGAGGGGCCCACUCCAAAAAACAGGGCGAAGAUUUGUCUGAUAACGACGGUGAUGAAGACGAAGACAUACGAGACACUGGAGCCAAACCUGUGAUGGUCUACAUCCACGGAGGAUCCUACAUGGAAGGAACCGGAAACAUGAUCGACGGCAGCGUUCUGGCCAGUUACGGAAACGUCAUCGUUAUCACGCUCAACUUUCGGGUCGGGGUUUUGGGGUUCCUGAGCACAGGCGACCAGGCUGCAAAGGGCAACUACGGACUCUUGGAUCAGAUUCAGGCACUACGGUGGAUCAGCGAGAACAUUGGCUACUUCGGGGGCGACUCCAACCGCAUCACGGUUUUCGGAUCGGGCAUCGGGGCGUCUUGCGUCAGCUUACUCACCCUGUCCCAUCAUUCCGAAGGCCUGUUCCAUCGAGCCAUCAUUCAGAGCGGCUCGGCCUUGUCCAGCUGGGCGGUCAACUACCAGCCGGUCAAGUACACACGUCUGCUGGCGGAGAAGGUGGGCUGUAACGUUCUGGACACGCUGGACAUGGUGGACUGUCUGAGGAAGAAGAGCGCCCGCGAGCUGGUGGAACAAGACAUACAACCGGCCCGGUACCACGUCGCCUUCGGCCCGGUCAUCGACGGCGACGUCAUCCCCGACGAUCCCGAAAUCCUCAUGGAGCAGGGCGAGUUCCUCAACUACGACAUCAUGCUGGGCGUGAACCAGGGGGAGGGGCUGCGGUUCGUGGAGAACGUGGUCGACUCCGAGGACGGCGUCUCGGGCAACGACUUCGACUUCUCCGUGUCGGACUUCGUGGACAGCCUGUACGGGUACCCGGAGGGCAAGGACACGCUGCGCGAGACCAUCAAGUUCAUGUACACGGACUGGGCGGACCGAGACAACCCCGAGACCCGACGCAAAACCCUGGUGGCCCUCUUCACCGACCACCAGUGGGUGGAGCCCUCGGUGGUGACGGCCGACCUGCACGCGCGCUACGGCUCACCCACCUACUUCUACGCCUUCUACCACCACUGCCAGAGCCUGAUGAAGCCGGCGUGGUCGGACGCGGCGCACGGGGACGAGGUGCCCUACGUUUUCGGCAUCCCCAUGAUCGGCCCCACCGACCUGUUCCCCUGCAACUUCUCCAAAAACGACAUCAUGCUCAGCGCCGUGGUCAUGACCUACUGGACCAACUUUGCCAAGACUGGAGAUCCUAAUAAGCCAGUGCCCCAGGACACCAAGUUCAUCCACACAAAGGCGAACCGCUUCGAGGAGGUGGCCUGGUCCAAAUACAACCCCCAGGACCAGCUGUACCUCCACAUCGGCCUCAAGCCGCGCGUCCGGGAUCACUACCGCGCCACCAAGGUGGCCUUCUGGAAGCAUCUGGUGCCACACCUGUACAACCUCCACGAUAUGUUUCACUACACCUCCACCACCACCAAAGUGCCACCUCCCGAGACCACGCAGAACUCUCUCUCCACCAAACGGCCGAACAGCAAGGCGUGGCCCUUCAACACCAAACGGCCCCCCAUGUCUCCCGCCUACAACAGCGAGAGCGGCAAGGAGCCGUGGAACGGCGAGGAGGAGCCCGGGCCGCUGAUGGAGAACCCGCGCGACUACUCCACGGAGCUGAGCGUCACCAUCGCGGUCGGAGCGUCGCUGCUCUUCCUCAACGUGCUGGCGUUUGCCGCGCUCUACUACCGCAAGGACAAGCGCCGGCAGGAGCAGCACGCACAGCCCAGUCCCCCCAGGGCCACCGCGGCCAACGACGUGGGCCGCCACGCCCCGGAGGAGGAGAUCAUGUCUCUGCAGGUCAAUCAGACGCACCACGAGUGCGAGGCGGGGCCGCCGGGCGACCCCCUGCGCCUGGCAUCGCUGCCCGAUUACACGCUGACGCUGCGACGCUCGCCCGACGACAUUCCUCUGAUGACGCCCAACACCAUCACCAUGAUCCCCAACUCGCUGGUGGGCAUGCCAAACCUGCACCCUUACAACACCUUCACGGCUGGCUUCAACUCCACCGGUCUGCCCCACUCCCACUCCACCACCCGCGUAUAG